Parascedosporium putredinis is the source of this 315-nucleotide messenger RNA. The record is from the annotation of a GenBank genome assembly. Lineage: Eukaryota; Fungi; Ascomycota; Sordariomycetes; Microascales; Microascaceae.
AUGAAGUUCACACUCGCUUUCAUCACCAGCGUCGCCGCCCUCGCCCCCAUCCCCAUCGACGCAGACAGCCCCAUCCGCACCCCAACCCGCAUCGUCCUCCCCACCACGAUCCCCGAAGACCCCCACCCAACCUGCUGCACCCAGACCUACACCCUCAUGCCCCCUGCCCCACCGGCAAGCCCGGCACCGAGUGCGCCCAGCAUCGUCACCGAGACCGUUACUGGCUCCUGCGGCGGCUACGUGUGCCCCGUGCCCUGCGCGACUGUUACGGAGACGGUUACGGUGGAGGCGUGCGCGACGGCUGACGUGGCUUGA